AUGUCUAACAAUUCCGAAGUCUUAGUCUUGAGAGGUACCUUAGAAGGCCACAACGGUUGGGUCACUUCCCUUUCCACCUGUGCUGCAAACCCAGACUUAUUAUUGUCUGGUUCCAGAGAUAAGACCUUAAUUGUCUGGCAAUUAACCAGAGAUGAAAACCAAUAUGGUAUUGCAAAGAAGGCUUUGAGAGGUCACUCCCACAUUGUCCAAGAUUGUCAAUUGACUCCAGAUGGUCAGUACGCACUUUCUGGUUCUUGGGACAGAACCUUGAGAUUAUGGUCUGUUGCUACUGGUCAAACUGUUACCAGAUUCGACGGUCAUCAAGGUGACGUUAUGUCUGUUUCUAUUUCUAGAACUGUCAGACAAUUUGUUUCUGCUUCCAGAGACAAGACUAUCAAGGUCUGGAAUGCUUUAGGUCACUGUAUCUCCACCUUGAACUCUCACCAAGACUGGGUUUCCUCUGUUGAAUGUUCUCCAUCCAAGAACACCAUCAUUUACUCUGCUGGUUGGGAUAAGGCUGUCAAGACUUGGGACAUGAGCGACUCCUCAUUGUUAUGUGAUUUCGUUGGUCACAACGGUUACGUUUCCAACUUGACCAUCUCCCCAGACGGUUCCCUUUGUGCUUCCGGUGGUAAGGACGGUAACAUCAUCUUAUGGGACUUAGGUUCUAACGAUGUUUUGUACACCUUAAACGCUGGUGAUGAAAUUAACGCUUUAGCUUUCUCUCCAAACAGAUUCUGGUUAGCAGCUGCAACUUCCACUUCCAUCAAGAUCUUCCACUUACAAGAAAGAAACUUAGCUGAUGAAUUAAAGCCAGAAGUUGCUGAAGGUAAGACUCCAGAAUGUAUUUCCUUAGCAUGGUCCUCCGAUGGUCAAAACUUAUUCUCUGGUUACUCUGAUAACUUAAUCAGAGUCUGGCAAGUCAUGACCACUUCCGCUUAA
Messenger RNA from Pichia kudriavzevii, 942 nucleotides. RefSeq lists its product as uncharacterized. The transcript has 2 exons. Gene Ontology annotation, biological process: positive regulation of protein phosphorylation; rescue of stalled cytosolic ribosome. The record is from RefSeq and is a predicted model, not a curated record. NCBI's taxonomy places the organism in Eukaryota, Fungi, Ascomycota, Pichiomycetes, Pichiales, Pichiaceae. Bases 1 to 942 code for a protein of 313 amino acids. Gene Ontology annotation, molecular function: protein kinase C binding; translation regulator activity; ribosome binding. Gene Ontology annotation, cellular component: cytosol; nucleus.